This is a messenger RNA of Encephalitozoon cuniculi GB-M1, 216 nucleotides long. RefSeq lists its product as uncharacterized. Bases 1 to 216 code for a protein of 71 amino acids. The transcript has a single exon. The record is from RefSeq and is marked provisional. NCBI's taxonomy places the organism in Eukaryota, Fungi, Microsporidia, Unikaryonidae.
AUGGAGUCAACCGAGGAGAUCAACAAGGAGCUCGAAAACAAGCUUAGGAAACUAGAGGAAGACAUCAUGCAUGUAAUAGAAUAUAAUAAUAAGCUGAAGGAGAUGAUGGAGGGCCUCAAGGUCGAGGAGAGACUUACACUUGAAUGGCUUCUUGACUGUCUCAAUGAUUCUAAGAAGUUUCUUCAGAAGAGCUCCAGCAUGGAUUUCUUUAUAUAG